AUGUCCUAUCCUCAGCCACAAUCAUCAUUGCAUUAUCAACAGAAAAAUAGAAUAGUACAUCGAAAUACAAACGCCUUCGAACCAAAAUCUUUACCACAACGAUCAAAAUGUAAACCAAAGAAUUUACUUCAUCCUUAUAGAAUAUCAAAAGAUCGUCAUAUGAAUGACACUAAUACUUCUAAAGAAGAAAUGAUAAACAAAAUAAUAUCUAUAGAAUCUGCAGAUCAUGAAGUAGAAUUUUAUAUGGUGAAAAAACCAACAACGAUUGUAGGACGUCAUCAUUCAUCACAAAUGGCUGAUGGUGAUAAAAAAAAUGAGAUUAUUCUAGAAAAUUCUUUUGAUGAAUUUCAACAACAAAGGUUUACUAAUGAUCAAGAACAUAUUAUCGAUAUGAUGUAUAAAGAUAUAAUACGACCAGUACCAUAUAAACCAACUGUCAACAACCGAUUGAAAACGUCGUUGGAUUUGAAGUCAUUGAAAAAUCCGAUUUCACAUUUACCUUCUUCUCAAAUUUGUCAAUCAACAUUGCCAUUAAAUCGUACUUCUACAUGGCGUAAACUUCAAGCAAAUAUUACUCCAUCGCAUUAUAAUCGUAUUCAACAAUUUCAACGAGAUCUUCAGCAACAAUAUCAUUCACUAUCAACUAUUCAUCCUAUUAUGCUAUCACCCCUUCAUAAACGGUCAGAGAUUGAUAGCUCUCAACCAUCAAAAGUUAUCUCAAAUAUUACCGAUUCUUAUGUAUCAUAUACAUCAUUAUCUAUUGAUUCUCCGACUAAUUUAUCCAAUUCAAGUGCUGACCAUAGAAUUAUUCAAUCGAUUGAUGUAGAUCAAAAAUUCGUUGAUAAUGAUGAUAAUUCGAAUACAAUGAAUCCAGUCACACAUUCACUUGAAACAGCACAUCAGACAAUACCGAAUUCUCCAUCAACAUUGUCUAAUAAUGAUAUCAAAGAUGAUUCUUCUACAAAUAUGUUAGUACAAAUAACACCUAACGGACCAUUAUUACAUGAAACUGAGAAUAUCGAAGAACUUCCAACUUUUAUUGAAAUAUUAUCUCCAUCACAAGUUCCAUCUAUUUUUCUCAACGAUAUUCUAUCUUCAUUUUUUCCAACCAUAUCAACACAACUUGCUUCAACAUCAUCGAACAAUAAUCUUCUUGACUUCCAUUCUCAUCAUUAUAUUAAUAAUGAUAUCAGUCAAACACCAUACAUAUUAUUUGAUGCUACUGGAAAUAUGACUGAAAUUUUAAGUGUUGAUUCACUAUCAUCAUCACCAUUUGUUGAAUCUAACAUUGUUGUCGAAAAUCAUCAACCAAAAAAAGUUCAUUCACUAUUCGAAUCUAUAGAAGAACUAUGUAUAUUAAUUCGAACACUUCUUCAACAUGAAUUAACUGAACAAAAGAUAACAUCUCUACGAGUAACAAUCGCUAGUCAACUUGCUAUCUUAUUAACCUAUUUAGCAAUACCUAAUAAUGAAAAGAUCAUAUCUGAAUUGAUGAGGAAGAAGAAUACUAACGAAAAAAUGAUAUCGACCAAUGAAAAUGAUUGUUCUCAAUUUUCAACUGUUGAAACACAAACUGAUAUUGAGUGGACUCUUCAAUUAAAUAAUCAAAAAGUAUUCGAGUCUGCCAAUCCUAUACAUUUUCAUACUGAACCAAUUCAUAAUAUACUUGAGUUUUCAAUGCAUAAAUCCUCAUCGUUUGAAAUGAAACAAGAAGAAAUUAUUGAUACAUCAUUAUCAUUACAAAAAGUAACAAGUCACACAGAAUUAAUGUCAACAAGUGUUAGUUUUCAUUUACCUGGUCAUCAAUUGAAUCAUGCUUUUUCAGAUACAUUUAUUUAUCAUAUUCAUCAUCAUCAACAAUAUUCAUCUUCUUAUCAUCAAUUAAUUUCAUAUUCUGAAACAACUAUUAAUUCAUUAAUACGUCGUUUUCAUCAUCGUUGGACAAUAAAAGAAGAAACGAAACAUUUAUUUAAACGUAUUGAACAAAAAUUUCAACAUUAUAUUGAAUUAGAUUCUUCAAAUACAUGUUUAGAAGUUAGUACAGAAUUUACACCAGAUUUUCUUUUAACAACGAUCAAUAAUUCAAAAUAUUAUGACGAAAAUGAUGAUGAUCAAACAGAACAAUUUGGUAUUGAUACUGAAAAACAAGAUUAUCAAACUGAUACAAUAUCUUUAGCUACCAAUGAACAACAAGAUAAAAUCGAUACAUGUAUAUCUAAUUCGACUGAAAAAGAUAAUUAUGAUAGUCUAGAUUUUGAUAUUGAACAAGAUAGUGAAGAACAUCUACUGUGCACUUCAAUUGAUAUUUAUCAAUCAAAUCAAUGUUCAUUUAAUGAAUCGAAUGUUGAAGAAGAUAGUAUACCAAAAAGUUCAGUGAUUGAGAUCAAUUAA
Messenger RNA from Rotaria sordida, 2391 nucleotides. Lineage: Eukaryota; Metazoa; Rotifera; Eurotatoria; Philodinida; Philodinidae. The record is from the annotation of a GenBank genome assembly.